Molecule: messenger RNA, 1332 nt
Organism: Morchella sextelata
Lineage: Eukaryota; Fungi; Ascomycota; Pezizomycetes; Pezizales; Morchellaceae
Exons: 3
Coding region: 1-1332 (443 amino acids)
Source: RefSeq, a predicted model, not a curated record
AUGGCGAAUCCCCCGGGAUCUACAGGAGCUCACAGGUCAAGAAAAGGCAAAGAACGGGCCUCCUCCUCCGCCGCCCUCGCCGCCCCCACCAUCGCCGACUCCGAAGACGCCGCCUCCAUCUCCCAGCCCCGCCUCCUCCAAGUCACCUCCCAGUCCUCAUACUCCUCGCACCCCUCGCAGCUCUCCUCCCACGGCUCCACAACCCUCGUCGGCGAAGAGCCCGAAACCCUCGCAGCCACAGCCUACAGCGAGCAGCCACCACCACCCAAACCCAAAACUCAAGCAGAAAAAGAACAAGAACGCGCAGAGAAAGAACAGGCAGCCAAAGAGACUGCCUACAGAGCCUACAAAGCCUCCGAAUCAACCCUCAUCCAGCACGAACAAGAAGCCGCCCAUGCCGCCGCCCUCCGCCGCGCCGAGCACGAAGCCGCCGUGGCCGCCCGCCGCGAAAAACAACUCGCCGCCGCCGUCGCAGCCACCAUUGCCUCCGUGAAGCGCGAGCAGGAGGCGGCCGAGGCGGCCGAAGCCGCGGCAGCCGCAGAGGCAGCGGUGCCUGUUAUCGAGGAUGAGAAGUUUGAUCUGCGCGACUAUGCCAAGCACCCGCUGACGGUUGGUGAGAAGGCGGGGCGGCAGCCGACGCUAGCGCCGCGCAUGAAGGUUGCGGAGAGCCGGGCGGCGGCGAAGUGGCGCAUGAGGAAGAUGUUCCUGAUUGUGGUGCCGAUUGCGGUGGUGUGUGUUCUUGUUGCGACGAUUGCGCCGGCGGUGUAUUUCACGCUGCGGAAGAACCGGGAUAACACGCCUACCGUCACGGCGUUUGUGGAGAAGCCGACAUCGGUGGCGCCGCCAGUUAGUACGACGGUGCCGGAGGUGCCGGUGAGUACGGAUGAUUCGGGGUUUGAGCUGCAGACGGGGUCGUGGCUGGUGUUUGCGAGGAAGAUUGUGGGAGCGCCGGGGGUGGUCAAUAAGCAUCCGCAGUGCACGGAUUAUAAUAAUUUUGAUCUGAUGGUGCGGUAUGAGAGGGAGCGGAAGAAGUAUAGUGCGAAGCUGGGGAGCUUUGCGCUGGACUUUAAGGAUCUGAACUGCCCGGCGGGGGGAAAGGGCGUGGCCAGUGUGGUGUGGGUGCAGCAUGUCAAGGGAUGUGAGCCGGCGGAGUAUGUCACUCUGGAGAUGGACACGAGGGAUUCGACUCUGGUGCUAGAUCAUGAGUGGAAGCAGCCGGACCAUUGCGGGGGAGUCGUAGCGCAGAAUGUUGGCGCGGAGACUUUCAAGUGCAAUUGGAAGUCGAGGUAUGAUGCUGGGGCGCCCGAUAACAUAUACGUUAAAGGGUCUUGA